AUGCCGCAGGCGCAACGGAGCGAAGCGCUCGCGGCGUCCGAGGCGGGGCGGGCGUCAUCCGAGCCUCACGGGGCAGCGGUCGCGACGGCGGCGGAGGGCUUGCGCCUGCACCUCUCGAGCAGCAGCAGCACUGGGUACAAGGGCGUGGGAAAGCAGGCGUCGGGCCGCUUCAGGGCGCAGCACCAGGGGGGCGGAAGGCACGUUUACAUUGGCACCUUCGGCACGGCGGUAGAGGCGGCGGUGGCGUAUGCGCGGGCGGAAGGCGAGUACCAGCCUCCACCAGUGGCUGCGGAGGCGGAGGGCUUGCGCUUGCACCUGUCCAACAACAGCACCGGCUACCAGGGCGUGUGCAAGCGUCCCUCUGGCCGCUUCAAGGCGCAGCGCAGCGUGGCCGGAAGGCUGUUCUCCGUCGGCACCUACGACACGGCGGUUGAGGCGGCGAAGGCGUACGCGCGGGCCAUCAGCGAGGCGUCGGCAGUGGCGGCCUCAGCACCCAAAAGCGUGCCACCCGCCGAGCCUGCCGACGAGGCGAUCCUCUGUGGCCGCACGCACGAGCGCGCCGGCGGCGCCGCUGGAUGCGUCCUACUUGCUGGCCACGCCGGGCCGCACUCCUUCACUCUACAGGGCAAGCGGGCUCGCUGCGUAAAGCGCCCGUUCGACCCGACCGAUGCCGAGGCGGAGGAGCGCGGCGAGGGUGCGUCGACACAGGACGGCGACGAGUCGGAGUCGGUGGUGGAGGCGACGGCCGGAAUGGCAGCGCCAGCAGGCUCGGAGGCCACGUCUAGCCAUGAGGCUCCGGCGGCGGAGGCGGAGGGGCUGCGCUUGCACCUCUCGAGCCGCACCAGCACCGGCUACAAAGGGGUGUGGCGGCACGCCUGUGGCCGCUUCGUGGCGCAGCGCAGGGUGGGCGACAAGAUGGUCUACCUCGGCCUCUUUGACACUGCGGUGGAGGCGGCGGUGGCGUACGCGCGGUCGGUCGGCGAGUACCAGCCUCCGACAGUGGCUGCGGUGGCGGAGGGCUUGCGCUUGCACCUCUCGAGCAGCAGCACAGGGUACAGGGGCGUGUACGAGCAGUCUGGCCGCUUCCGGGCGGUGCAGAGGGGGGGCGGAAGGGUGGUCUGCCUCGGCACCUUCAGCACGGCGGUGGAGGCGGCGGUGGCGUACGCGCGGGCGAUGGUGGAAGCUCCAACGGCGGCAGGAGAGGCACGGCCGUCGGCAGCGGCGGCGGCUGAGGCGUCCGACUCGGGCGAGGGCACGCCAGGCGGCGCUGGCGGCGAGGCUGCAGUCGCCGAGAGCAGCAGCGACGAGGAGGAGGCUGCCUCUCCGCCCCUCCGCGCUCCGAGCUGCAACAAGACGCUCGGCUGCAGCCUCCGCCUCUGGCACGAGGGGCCUUGCAGCACCGCCGUCACAGGCAAGCGGGCGCGGGUUCUUACCGACAAGGCGCGAACGGCGAAGCGAGGCAAGGGCGUGGGCGGCGGCGGCGGCGGCGGUAGCGGCGGCGGUGGCAGCAGCAGCAGCGGCGGCGGCGGCGGCGGCAGGGGCGCGCAGCAAUCCUCUUCGAGCGACGCCGCGCCCUCGCCGCCCAACGCGAGCCAACAGCAGCCAGCGGCGGCGUGGGGGGAGGGAGAGGACGAGGUCGAGGCGGAGGUGGAGGGGGCGGAAGCGUCAAGCGACGACGAGGUGGCGACAGAGGCGGAGGCGGCGACGGAGGCGGAGGGCUUGCAGCUGCACCCCUCCAGCAACAACAGCACUGCGGAGGCGGAGGGCUUGCGCUUGCACCUGUCGAGCAGCAAUGACACCGGCUGCAGUGGCGUAAGCAAGCACCGCUCCUCUGGUCGCUUCGAGGCGCGGCGUAGGGUGGACGGACGGGAUGCCUACCUCGGCUACUUCAACACGGCGGUGGAGGCGGCGGCGGCGUAUGCGAGGGCGGUCGGCGAGUACCAGCCUCCGACAGUGGCAGAGGCGGAGGGCUUGUGCUUGCACCUCUCCAGCAGCAGCAGCACCGGCUACAUGGGCGUGUUCAAGCAGGCCUCUGGCCGCUUCGGGGCGCGGUGCAGGGUUGAUGGCAAGGAUGUUUACAUCGGCACCUUCGGCACCGCGGUGGAGGCGGCGGUGGCGUACGCGCGGGCGGCGGGCGAGUAUCAGCCUGCGACAGUGGCUGCGGAGGCGGAGGGCUUGCGCUUGCACCUCUCGAGCAGCAGCACCGGCUACAUGUGUGUGCGCAAGCAGGCCUCUGGCCGCUUCCAGGCACGGCACAAGAUGGACGGAAAGGAUGUCUCCCUUGGCACCUUUGCCACGGCGGCGGAGGCGGCGGUGGCGUACGCGAGGGCGGUGGGGGAGGCGGUGGCGCCGGCGGCGGGCGGGCGUGCCGUCAGGGAGAAGCGGGCGCGAGGAGCGACAGACGCGGAGCAGAGUGCGAGGCGAGCUGGUGGCGGCGGCGGCGGCGGCGGCAGCAGCGGCGGCGGCGGCGGCGGCGGCGGCGGCGGCGGCGGCGGCGGCGGCGGCGGCGGCGGCGGCGGCGGCGGCGGCAGCAGCGGCGGCGGCGACGCGCUGUCAUCCUCGAGCGACGCCGCGCCCUCUGCGCCCGACGCGAGCGUUCAACGCGAGGCGGCGGGGGAGGAGGGAGAGGACCAUGCGGUGGAAGUGGAGGUGGAGCAGGAGGAGUCGGAGGCGGAGGAGGAGGAGGAGGAGGAGCCGAUGAGCGACGAUGACGGGGUGGAGGAGGUGGCGCCGCCGCCUCAAGGCCCCGCCGCUGCUGUUCCGUUGCUGGAAGGCGGCGACGUGCAGAUCUCUGCCGCUUCAGGCGGCCUGCUGCCCGAGCACCUGCCGCACCAGCGGGCGCUCUGCCCGCUCCACCCCUUCCAUGCGGCCGAGAGGCCGGUCGCGGCGCCGCUCGAUGGCAACGAGGCGGCCUGCCCCAACUGCUACUGCUUCGCGUGCGACGCGCCCGUGUCCGAGUGCCGCCACUGGCGGGGCGGCGACGCGCCAGCGCACUGCAAUGCGCAUAGCAGCAGCGCACUGUGGCGCCAGAAGCGCGUCAAUGCGAAGCGGCAGCGCACGCGGGCGGCGCGGGCAGCGCAGGCGUCGGUCGACCCGCAGCCAGCGCAGCCUUCUCGAUCUGGUCUGAGGAGCGGGCUUGGGUGA
Molecule: messenger RNA, 3144 nt
Organism: Emiliania huxleyi CCMP1516
Lineage: Eukaryota; Haptophyta; Isochrysidales; Noelaerhabdaceae
Exons: 2
Coding region: 1-3144 (1047 amino acids)
Biological process (GO): regulation of DNA-templated transcription
Molecular function (GO): DNA binding; DNA-binding transcription factor activity
Source: RefSeq, a predicted model, not a curated record